AUGUCUUCUGUCGUCAACACCAACAUGCUCACUGUCUAUUACGAGUUUUUGUAUUGGUGCUCAAUGAUUUUAUCUCAAACGAAGGAUAUUGCCAUGAUCACCUCUGAUAUCCACGCGCCACUCGACGGCGAAUUCUUCGGCAGACCCACGCGCCAAAACAAUCAACGCUUUGGCGCAAUUGGAACAGGAAAUUCCAUCUCGCCCACCGACUUCCCGCACCAGGGCUUCGAAGUCGUCCACAAGGCUGAGAUCGACGUGGAGGUGCUUCAGGAGAAGCUCAAUACCACCAUCUCGUCGCACAUGUCUUCACCUCCUAAGGUCUCGACCGCGCCAGAGGACGAUGUUUGCUCCAGCGACGAAGCCUUCGACAAAAAUCAGCCUCCCGCUCUGUCCUUUAGGGACGCAUUCGAUAGCGACUCCUCUUCUGACAUCGUCCCCCCAUCAGCGUCCCGCGUCAACCAACAGCCCCUCAGUGCCCUCUUUGACGAGUGGAUUGCCACUCGUCAGCUCUUACAGGAGAGCAGCCACACAAACUCUCCGCCUUCCUCAUCAGCUCGCCUCGCCAUCCUCGAACCCAAACCAAGGCUCGCAUGGCACACCACUUACGAGCAACUAUUAAUCUCUGCAUCCGAAGAAGCUUUGGGAGAUUGCAGCACCACCAUCAAGACGGAUAUGCCAAGGGGUUUGGCGAGGAUACGCGCCAAAGCACCUCACCAUAUCGACCUAUGGCGAGCCAACAAGCCCGAUGAGCCUCCGGAUACGAUGAUGGUUGCUGUGAAGGGAGGCAGUGAGAGAGCUUGCUUCCCGUGCGCACCGUUGAAGAACGUCCCUUUGCCGGAGACGACGCCCGGCAAUGGUCAUUCGGUUGGCUAUCAAGCACCAACGGUGCCCAUAACGCCCCGUCGUCAAGUGCUGUUGGAUAUGUUAAACUAUCGAACAAGAGUGUACUUCUAG
Messenger RNA from Laccaria bicolor S238N-H82, 954 nucleotides. RefSeq lists its product as uncharacterized. NCBI's taxonomy places the organism in Eukaryota, Fungi, Basidiomycota, Agaricomycetes, Agaricales, Hydnangiaceae. The record is from RefSeq and is a predicted model, not a curated record. Bases 1 to 954 code for a protein of 317 amino acids. The transcript is spliced from 2 exons.